Cuscuta epithymum is the source of this 1188-nucleotide messenger RNA. The record is from the annotation of a GenBank genome assembly. NCBI's taxonomy places the organism in Eukaryota, Viridiplantae, Streptophyta, Magnoliopsida, Solanales, Convolvulaceae.
UUCAAAUAUUUACCACCCAACUCCUCUUCAGUCUCGAGAGUGCCAAAAGGGAAAAGCAGUGAAAAAAUGGUGGUCUCAAAGAUCAAGUAUGAGGAGCUACGGCGGCAAAGGAUGGAGGAAAACCAGAGAAGGCUAGAAGAACUCUGUCUUCCUCUCCUCUCUCAGGCCCUCAAAACCGUCUACUCUCCUAAGCCAUCUAAUAUAAAGAAAGCAAAACCACGCGUCACCAGGACAGAGCUUGUCAGGGUUCGACGGUCUCUCCGCGUAGCCAAAACUGAAGCGCCUGUGUACAAAGAAGUUACUUACCAUGAGCAAGUUCAACCACGAAGAGCUGCGUGCCCAAGGAGGGAUAUCACAAACAGGGUAUAUGCAUCCGAUGAAAGAAGGGCAGCUGCUAUUGAGAAAGCAGAGAAGUUGGAGGCGAGCCUUGAAGCUAAAUAUCCGAGAUUUGUUAGACCAAUGCUUCCAUCUCAUGUUAGUGGUGGCUUUUGGCUGGGUCUACCGGCUAACUUCUGCAGGAGAAACCUUCCGGCAAAAGAUGGAACAAUGACAUUGGUAGAUGAGUCGGGGGAAGUGUGGCCAACUGUAUACUUGUCCAGGAAAACAGGACUUAGUGGUGGAUGGAAGAAGUUUGCAGUUGACCAUGACUUAGCUGAUGGGGAUGCGCUUAUUUUUCAAUUGAUACAGCAUGCUAUAUUUAAGGUGUACAUAAUAAGAGUCAAUAAUUCGGCAGACGGUGAUGUCACGGAGUCCUCCAAGGACUCCAGUGUAUAAUAUCCAGGAAAUUUUAUAAUGUAGCUGUUCAGUGCAAUCUAACUCUCAAUGCUGUGCCGUCUAACCCGGGAGUGAAGUCCAUUACUGGAAGAUAUAUAUAAAUAUAAUGUUUUUUAAUCCAUGAAAUCAAGAUGUUUUGCUUUGGAGGGCUAUUACUCCCCGUAUGCCUGGUUAAGAGACAUGUAAUUUCAAUGGAUGAGGCUGCUUUUUUUUGUAACAAUUACUUAAAAUUAGAAGACAGAUUUUCGAGCAAUUGGAUUAUCACUUUGUUUGAAUAGAUUAACCCCUUUCAAAUUUGGAGAAACUUUCGGGUGGUCACCUACCUUAACUCACUUAACUUCGAGAAUUUUGUAGUUGUUAAGGAUGUUUUUACUUGGAUUGAAAUUUGUUGAUCUGGUCUGAACAGGUCUGGUC